CAAGAACUAUAACUCUAGUAAUGCUAAUUCAAGGGCAAUAACUCCACACUUCCUGGUCUUGGAGCGUGCGCGAUAAGCUCUUCCUUUUAUAUUCAACUGUUCCCUGAGUCGGUCACAAAAAAUCAACUAGAGAAAGAAUCAAGUUUUAUCGUUUUAAUCGGCGAGUUUUAUUACUUUAUACCGGCAUAUUAUUUCAAUAUCAUGCUGAGAGUAAGGAACCAAAGGGCAUCUAAGGCGAGAAGCCCAUACGCAGCCGUGCCAAAUGGAGCAAAUACAGUUGCCUCGAAUAGUGUAUUGGCACGAGGUCGUCGCGGAAAUCGUCGAGGAGGUCAAGUGAGACGGCCCGUUGCAAACAGCUCCAAUAUUAAUGCUCCUCCGACACAAGCGACUCCUCCAACACCCGCGGCUCCGACGACACCAGCGACACAGUCGUCAACUGAAGCAGGUCAGGGAAUGUCACGGAGCGGGAUGAUUGGGAUGAUUCCUCACAACAUGCCGCCCAUAGUUAACCCCACCCCUGACGCACCAAGUGCCUUGUCGUCACAUGUUCCCACCAACAUGAAUCAAGCGUCAUGGCCAUGAAGAAUAGAAGAAAGAUGUGCUGGAAAGUGAAUAUGGACAAGGAAAGGUUUUGCAGGUCAUCUGUAUUCAAGGACUCGGCAACAAAGUGCAUAAUUUUGAUUAGAAUACUGUCUCCGUGGGGCACUGUUUUUUCCAGGCUCCUCGGGUCAAGAGAGUAUUUCUAAUAUUGUAUAUUACAUAUAUAUAUUUGAUAUAUGCUGCCAUAUUGUUUGAACAGCGCAUGUCGAGUUCAAUGUACAUGUAUGAAAUCUAUCUGAUGUACAUGUACUAUAUAUCUGACUGAUAUCUAUCUGAUAUUCAUGUACUUAUCUAAUUUUUGCACAUUUGAUUAAACGGCCAUGACAACUACGCCAAACAAACAAAAGUCUAUUUAGUUUUGUAUAUACAUCAGGGUAAAUAUCUGAAUCAUAAUUGUCUGUUGUUUUGAUAUUGGUAUUAGCUAGA
Magallana angulata is the source of this 1026-nucleotide messenger RNA. RefSeq lists its product as uncharacterized. Lineage: Eukaryota; Metazoa; Mollusca; Bivalvia; Ostreida; Ostreidae. The coding region runs from base 202 to 582 and encodes 126 amino acids. The record is from RefSeq and is a predicted model, not a curated record. The transcript is spliced from 2 exons.